This is a messenger RNA of Ipomoea triloba (trilobed morning glory), 2853 nucleotides long. Its product is annotated as toll-like receptor 13. Gene Ontology annotation, biological process: SCF-dependent proteasomal ubiquitin-dependent protein catabolic process. The coding region runs from base 526 to 2541 and encodes 671 amino acids. The transcript is spliced from 16 exons. Gene Ontology annotation, molecular function: protein binding. Lineage: Eukaryota; Viridiplantae; Streptophyta; Magnoliopsida; Solanales; Convolvulaceae. The record is from RefSeq and is a predicted model, not a curated record. Gene Ontology annotation, cellular component: SCF ubiquitin ligase complex.
UAAUUUCUAUCAAAUAAAGAUUGAAUGACUGACUAAAAUUAUACACUACCAGACGAAGAUUUGGACACGUGGCCGAAACCCGCAUGCUCUAUACUCGUAGCUCACUCCUCGUACACCUUUGUGUGUUUUUGUUUCUCCCCAUGAUGAUAUAUAUUAUCAUCAAUUUCACCAUAUCCUGUUUCUCAGCACUUUCAGUUACUGCCUCUUUCUGUCUCCCUUUCUCUAUAAAAGCCUGCGCUUUGAUCACCACAAAAAUCGGUUCUUGUAAUCACAACAAAAGAAAGAAAGAAAAAAAAAAGGAUCAAGUAAAUAAAGGCCUAUUUUUCUGAAAAUCGAGUCGCUUUUACUGGAAGUGAUUGUUAGGGUGAUAUGCACUGAUGCUAAUGAGGUUGUUUGAUGUUUAUACAUUCUUGGGGAAAGCUUGGAGUGAGUAUUAGUCUGUUUGGUUAUAGUGGUGCUAGCUAGCAAGCCUAGCAUUGAGGUUUGAUGAGAUUAAGUGAUUAGGGUUGUUGGGUUAAUUCCUUGAUGGGUGGUGUUUGUUCCUGGAAGAGAGAGUACUACUAUGCUGAUGAAAAUCCCAACAGAAGAGGCGUCUCCGGGAGAUACUUUAAAAGCCGGAGUUCCAAGUGGAUGUGGAUGAUGGCAUCCGCUUUCUUUCCGCCUGUUGUGGAUUGUCAAAGUCCUAGAGGAGGAAGAAGCACUUGUCCAUCCCUUAUGGAGUUGUGCAUUCACAAAAUCCGAGAGGAUGUUAGCAAAUUCGGUUCCUUUUCCGUCUUGCCAAGGGAUGUCAGCCAGCUGAUAUUCAAUGACCUAGUUUAUUCUCGCUAUCUUUCUGCCUACUCGAUUGAAGCUUUCAGAGACUGUGCCCUGCAGGAUAUGUUGCUCAAAGAGUAUCCGGGAAUCAAAGAUAGUUGGAUUGAUGUCGUCUCUUCACAAGGCUCAUCCUUACUCUCUCUCGAUAUUUCGAGCUCUGAGGUCACGGAUUAUUCAUUGUUUCUCCUCAAGAAUUGCUCAAGCCUCCAAGCUUUAACUUUUGAUUAUUGUGAUCUAAUUACUGAAAAAGGGUUCAAGCAAAUCAGCGGUUUCCAAAAGUUGACGUGUUUGGGUUUUAAAAAUAGCACGGCCCUUACCGCUGAAGGAAUGCAGUGUUUGUCCAGCUUAGUUAAUUUGGUUAAGUUGGACCUGGAGAGGUGCCCUCGAAUCCACGGAGGACUUGUUCAUAUUGAAGGUUUAACCAGACUUGAAUCUCUCACUAUCAGAUGUUGUAAAUGCAUAGUGGAUUCAGACAUGAAAUCUCUUGCAGGCCUCGUCAAUUUGAAGCAAUUGCAGACUCCCUGUGUCAACAUAACUGAUUCCGGGGUGUUCUAUUUGAAAGGCUUGAGAAAGCUCGUUUUGUUAAACAUGGAGGGCUGCCACAUCACUGCUGCAUGUUUGGAUUAUCUUUCAGAUCUUCCUUCACUUCAAUAUCUCAACCUAUGUAGAUCCUCCCUGAAGGAUGCGGGCUGUGAGAAAUUUUCGACAGCACUGGGCAAUUUGGAGGUGUUAAACAUAGGAUAUAAUGAUAUCACGGAUGAAUGUUUGACCCAUCUACAAGGAUUAACGAAGUUAGAAAGCCUGAACUUGGAUUCUUGUAGGAUUGGAGAUGAUGGGCUCGCUAAUUUAGCAGGCCUCGUCAACUUGAAGAAUUUGGAGCUAUCAGAUAAUAAAAUUGAAAGCGAUGGGAUUCAGCAUCUUUCAGGUUUGACAAAUUUGGAGGAUCUUAAUCUAUCAUUCACCUUAGUAACCGAGGAUGGCUUGAGGAAUUUGUCUGGAUUAAGGUCUCUCAAGUCGCUUAAUCUGGACAUUCGCCAGAUUACCGACUCCGGGCUUGCUGCACUUACUGGGUUAACCGGAUUAACUCACCUGGAUCUUUUUGGGGCUCAAAUAACGGAUUCUGGGACUAAAUAUUUGCAAUGUAUGUUAAGUGUUCUUUUGCACCCCAUUACUAUCUGCUUUGAACGGUUCCAUAGGUUUCAGUGUCGAAUGAAACUCCCGUUUUGGGUUCAAUUCGCAUUCGUUCUUGAAAUUACUAAUCUGCAUUGUUUUGAAAAGAAAGUUAUCCUGUCAGGGGUUGGAAGGAUCCAUUUGGGAAAAAAAAAAUCAAAAAAUGGUUUAAACACCCAAACCUCCUGUGUAGAAUUUCAUAAAUUCUUUAUGUUUCCAUUAGAUUUCAAAAAUCUCCACUCACUCGACAUCUGUGGUGGCGGGUUAACCGACGAUGGCGUCAAGAAUUUGAAACAUCUUUCGUCCUUGACGGUACUAAACCUAUCACAGAAUCUCGACCUGACAGAUAAGACCUUAGAACACUUGUCAGGGCUUACAGGGUUGGUGUCUCUAAACGUGUCGAAUUCUCGAAUCACCAACGAUGGCCUGCAGCAUCUGAGGCCGUUAAAGAGCCUGCGCUCGCUUUCUUUAGAAUCGUGCAGUGUGACAGCGGAGGAGCUCAAGAAGCUUCAGCUGAGCGCCCUCCCGAACCUCGUGAAAUUUCGUCCCGAGCUCUGAAGCAUUUCCACGAAAGAAAUGUUUUCUCAUCCACUUUCAUGUACAAAUGGUGUAAAUAUGAAAAGACAAUAAGGUGAAAAACUCGCCUUCUGUGCAUAUCCUUGGCUUGAGUUGUGUGAUACCACCACAAGUUGCUGCCCUCUAUAGGACUUAAAAGAGUCUCUUAUGUCACUCUCACAGGUGUGAAAUUAGAAAGGUUUGUAUAAUUGUAUGUACUGAUAGGUGUGUGAAAUAAGGAAUAAAGGUUUGUAUGUAUUUCCCUGUAAUGUACAGAUGGUUCUAUAUUUAUAUACACAAGAAGUAUUGAGUUUA